AUGUUCAGGCUUUGCUUGGUGGAGUUAAUGCUUGCCGGGGAGAACAAAAGUGUGUUUCCAGUUGUUAUUUUGAUCGGCGGUAUUUGGUGCUACCGGGACACAGCCGACUACUGUCCAUACUAUUCCGCCAUAUGGACAUCAGCUGUAUAUAUUCUGAACUCGUUGGUGGGCAGUGCUGCAGCCAAAAUUGGCACAGUCAACCUAUACAUGGCUCAUCUGGUGCUGUCAUUGGUCGCAGUGAUGAUGUGCCUUGUCAGCGGAGGUCUCAGCGCUCGAAACUGGGCCCUAGUUGGCACCUAUCAUCAUCCUCGAAUCGAUCGUGAUGAGGCUUUCUGCCUACUGGGCACACACGACGCCUCCAGUGUUCCUCAACAUUCUUUCCGCUAUCCUCUGUAUGAAAAGGACGUGUACCUCGUGUAUCUGAAUGCGGAACCACGCCCACGGCAGCAACUCGUCCCAUAUGGCGUGUCCCGGUGUUCCUCCAUAUUAUCGUUGUGUCUGGCAUUUUGUCACUUUUUGCGUCAAAUUUCAGGAUCUGUUUGUCGAUGUGUUUCUUUGUCGUUCCUCCUCGUUGCCAUAUGA
Molecule: messenger RNA, 582 nt
Organism: Ostertagia ostertagi
Lineage: Eukaryota; Metazoa; Nematoda; Chromadorea; Rhabditida; Trichostrongylidae
Source: the annotation of a GenBank genome assembly